AGUCCACCUACCGGAAAUCCAGGCAACUAAAUUGACAGUGAAAAUUAUCAAAAAUCCUAAACACCAGAAAAAAUCGGAAAAUUUUAUAUUUUCCUCCUAAAAAACACCUUGCAGCUAAUUUUACUUAUAGUGAAAUGAUUUUCUAAUGUGCUAAAUUGAAUUUAAUACAGUUGAAAUGGCAAUUUUCGAGUGGCGUAAAUUCAAUUUUUUCGACCUCAAAGCCAACGUAGAUGGUGGAAAUGUGUCAAAGGCUGUCCAAGAUGCUGAAAUAACAUCCACCACAAAUGGCAAUAAUCAGGUAUUUCUGUGUGAUUCAGCUGGAAAUGUGCACAUCUUCGGGCGAACAUGGAGCGCCAUGACAUUCAAGGCGCACGAAGGGGCAGUUUUGCUGUGCAAAUGGUCUCGACAGAGCAAUCUGCUCGUCACAGUAGGCACAGAUGACAAUAGCCCAGUGCCAGACUUGAAAGUCUGGAGUUUAACGGGGAAAGUGUCCAAAGAGGGCCUUCCGACAUGCGUCCGGACAAUGAAGAUUGCCCUGCAGAAGCCAACAGCUCUGGGAGUGUCUGAUGGAGGUCAGUACAUGGCUAUUGGCUUCGACAGGGGCAGCAUCUCGCUGUACCGGGGUGACAUUGCCCGAGAUCGCAGCAAGACGAUGAAAACCCUUUCCGGGGGCACAUCAGCCAUUGCAGGAAUUGCUUUCAAGAUGGUCUCAAAAAUUGCCCAAAUGUACGUCUGUUCGGACUCUGGAGUGAUUCUGUACAAUCUCCAUAGUCGAGACAAGGAGAUUAAAGUUGUGCUGGACUCCAUGCCAGCUCCCAUAAGAUGCUGCGUCCUGCAAACUGGGCAGAAUGUCGGCGAUGGACAUUUCAUGGUUGGAAAGGAUGAUGCCGUUUAUUGCUAUACAUCUGAAGAUCGUGCAUCUUGCUAUGCUCUCGAUGGGCAAAAGUCCAUCUUGCAGUGGUUCCGUUCCAAUUUGUUGACUGUAUCGAAACCCACGAAGAAUUCAAUGGCAUCACAGAAGGAUUCAGUGUUGACUGUAAUUGAUAUACAAAAUAAGUUUAUUGUCUUUUCAACACCAAUUGACCCAGUUGCAGCAAUUGUUGUUGAAUUUGGAACAUGUUAUAUUGUGACAAAAGCCAAAGAGGUAUUUCACUUGGAUGAAAAGGAUUUGCAGAGUAAAUUGAAUUUACUCUUCAAGAAGAAUCUUUAUGAUAUUGCUGUGAGAAUAGCCAAAAGUAGUCAAUAUGAUUCUGAGGGUUUAGCCGAAAUUUUUCGUCAAUAUGGUGAUCAUUUGUACAGUAAGGGUGAUUUUCCGGGAUCUGUGGAUCAAUAUACGAGGACAAUUGGUUUUCUAGAACCGUCCUAUGUUAUUAGAAAAUUUCUCGAUUCACGCCAUAUCCAUUGCCUUACGGAUUAUUUGCAGCAAUUGCAUAAACUUGGUCAUGCUACGGCUGAUCAUACUACCCUCUUACUCAAUUGUUUCACGAGAUUAGAUCAGACGGACAAUUUGAGGGAAUUCCUCAGUAAUGAUGCCAAUCCGGAUUUGAUGUUUGAUCUGGAUGUGGCUAUUAAGGUAUGCAGAACAGCUUCGGUUGAUCAGGCUCUGUCACUGGCGAAGAGGAAUAGAAAGCAUGAUUUUGCCAUUAGUAUCCUCACGGAGGAUAAGGAAGCUUUUACAGAAGCUUUGGAAUAUAUUUCGCAUCUGUCAUUUGACGAUGCAGACAAGAGUUUGAAGAAGUAUGGGCAUUUGCUGAUGGAACAGUGUCCAGUCGAGACGACGGCUCUGUUGAAGAAACUCUGCACAGAUUACAGUGCCCAGGAGAAGAAAGAUUCUUUCUAUGGUCAUGAUUUAAUUGAUACCAAUUGGCACAUUGAUCGAGGAAGUCCGGAGGACUUUAUACAUCUCUUUGGCCAGGAUACAGUUCACCUGGUGGAAUUUCUUGAACAUCUGGCUAGCAAUGUUUCCAAUUGCAGUUGCCUGGUGUUCAAUACUCUCAUUGAGAGCUAUCUAACAAUGUGGACCAAAGAUUCGGCAGCAGAAAGUCGACUAAUGGAGAUUCUGCAGAAAUUCCAAGGAUCGUACGAUAGAAAUCACAUUGUAAUCCUCUGCAGGACUUAUGAAUUCUGGCCAGGUGUCAUGUUUAUCUACGAAGAGGAGCAACUGUAUCAUCUAAUUGUGAGGCAUCAUCUGAAAAAUCGGGAUUACAAUCGUCUUUUGGAUACGUGUAAGCGUCUCGGGACACUGCAGCCAUCGCUAUGGCUACAGGCCUUGGCGGGUCUGAGGAGUGACAAAACAGCACCGUCCAAUCUUCUCUCGCAAAUCCUCCAUGUGAUUGCGCAGGAGAAGUUGCAGUCUCCUCUGCAAAUACUCAAUUGUUUGGCUGUGGAAAAUGGACCGAGUUUAUCGUCUGUCCGGGAGUACUUUUUGCAGGUGUUCCAGAAGGAGAAUGAUAGUUUUCGCCAGGAGGAUCAACUUGUGGAGAAGUACAGAAGGGAUUCAGUGGCACUUAAGAAACACAUUAAGAGUUUGCAAGAAGAUCCAAUUGAAUUUCGUGGAACAAUCUGCAACAAUUGUCAUCAACCACUCAGUAUUCCUGCCAUCUAUUUCCUCUGUCAACAUUCUUAUCAUCUAGACUGUGUUAAGGGCUAUUCGGAGAAUGAUAAGGAUUGUCCAGCGUGUCACACUAAGAAUAUGCAAAUUUUGGAUGCUCUCAAAGCUCAAAGUGAAUCACGUGGGCAACAUGAGGCCUUCCAUAAUCUUCUGGAUCGAUCUCCUGAGCCAUUUUCAGUUGUUGCGGAAUAUUUUGGCCGUGGAUUGUUCAAUAAAAUUGUUAUUGUAGAAGAAAAUACCAAUUCUGAGACCAAUAGAAAAACAAUUGGUAAUAAUAGUGGAAGCGCCAAAUUGAGCGAUAUGAGAGUGAAAGUAACUCAACCAUCCCCUUCAGCUUACAAUUCAUAUGGGACUGGUGCUGAAGCUCGUAUGAGACUGAAUGAAGUUCAAUCGAGCAAAGUGGACAUUCCAAUAGCUGAGGGUCGUAUGAGAACCCAAGAACGCCAGAAGCAUCGUGAUAAUGUGUAUUCAUCGAGUUUAGAGGCAAAUAUGACGUGGCGAAAUGAGACAAAAACAAAAACACCACCAGUUGGAAGUCCUAGAAGACCUCCUGCUACAAAUGCCAUUUCGAAAAAUCUAGCUCCAACAAAAUCAAAGAAUCCCUUUGAGGAUGAAAUUGAAUAUGAUGAGAGUAAGAAUCCAUUUGCUGAGGAUGAAGAUGAGGUGCCAGCUGUGGCUAAGGAAGCAUCAACAAAUCCUUUCGAUGACUAUGACAGUAAUUUGAAUCCAUUUGAAUAGGAUUGCAAAUUCCGAAUAAAUUAAAAAAAAAUAGCAUUGUUUAGUUUGAAAGGUAUUUAAUAUUAUUCAGUUAAAAAAAGAAUCGCUUUUAAACUAUGGUAUAUACAAAAAAAAUUAUCGACAUAUAUAUAUCCUUUUUUUUAAAUACUAUAAUCCUCUCACAAUUAUACAGAUUUAAAAACUAUUAUUAAUGUAAUUAUUGAAAUAUUUACUCAAAUACUUCAGACUAUUGUGAAAAGUUUGUAUAAUAAAUAUAUUCCCACAUUCAAUGUUAAUUUAGAAAUGUUGUCAGUAAAAACUACAUCCAGAUAAAUUUCUAA
Molecule: messenger RNA, 3669 nt
Organism: Phlebotomus papatasi
Lineage: Eukaryota; Metazoa; Arthropoda; Insecta; Diptera; Psychodidae
Gene: Vps11
Product: vacuolar protein sorting-associated protein 11 homolog
Exons: 7
Coding region: 176-3349 (1057 amino acids)
Biological process (GO): endosome organization; organelle fusion; vacuole organization
Cellular component (GO): HOPS complex; endosome
Molecular function (GO): protein-macromolecule adaptor activity; protein binding
Source: RefSeq, a predicted model, not a curated record